Coregonus sp. 'balchen' is the source of this 27926-nucleotide messenger RNA. Lineage: Eukaryota; Metazoa; Chordata; Actinopteri; Salmoniformes; Salmonidae. The record is from the annotation of a GenBank genome assembly.
UCCCAGUCCGGCGCGUGCCCCCUCGCUUUUCCAUCCCGCCGACCAGUCACGAGAUCAUGCCAGGUGGCAGUGUGAACAUCACCUGCGUGGCGGUAGGGUCGCCCAUGCCCUACGUCAAAUGGAUGCUCAACUCGGAGGACCUGACACCGGAGGACGAGAUGCCGGUGGGCCGGAACGUUCUAGAGCUCAACAGCGUGCGAGAGUCUGCCAACUACACAUGUGUGGCCAUGAGCAGUCUGGGCAUCAUCGAGGCGGUCGCGCAGAUCACAGUCAAGUGUAAGAGGGGGCACAGGGAUUCUUCUAGGCUACUGCUACUACUGCUAUGGUCGAGCAAAACCAGCAUUGAGAUGUGUUAUGAGGUGCCAUCUUUAUGAUAAUUCUGUGUCUGCAUCUGAGUAAUCUAAAAGUCCCUCUUCACCCCUCCCUCCCCACCUGACCCCCACAGCCCUGCCCAAGCCCCCAGGCAUCCCCAUGGUGACUGAGACCACGGCCACCAGCGUCACCAUCACCUGGGACUCAGGCAACCCGGACCCCGUGUCUUAUUACAUCAUCCAGUACCGCGCCAAGUCUCCCGACAGCAAGUUUGAGACCAUGGACGGCAUCACCACCACGAGAUACAGCAUCGGGGGCCUCUACCCCAACACAGAGUAUGAGAUCCGCGUUUCGGCCUUCAACACGAUCGGCCAGGGUCCCCCCAGUGAGCCGGUGGAGACCCGGACCGGGGAACAAGCCCCGGCUAGUCCUCCCCGCAACAUCCAGGCCCGGAUCAUCUCCCAGAACACCAUGAUGGUCCGCUGGGACGAGCCUGAGGAGCCCAACGGGCAGAUCAAAGGGUACCGGGUGUACUACACCAUGGACCCGUCCCAGCUCAUGAGCCUAUGGCAGAUCCAUAAUGUCCAGGAUAGCAUCAUUACCACUAUCCAGAGCCUGGUGGCGUCUGAGACCUACACCAUCCGUGUCCUGGCCUUUACCUCGGUGGGCGAUGGGCCCUUCUCCGACCCCAUCCAUGUCAAAGUGCUGCAAGGAGGUUAGGGUUCUGGGUUCAACCUUUCCUAUCAACAUGUCUGUGUGCUCUUACUAGGGAUGAAUGCAUACCACAAGUGAUCCAUUACGAUCCUGUACUGUAGAAAGGAAAGAGGGUUCACUGCAAUGAUCACUGUCACUAAUGCAAUUUAUCUUUGACUAUCGUAGUCCCCGGACAGCCAACAAAGUUCCAGGUUGGCGCUGUGUCCGACACAAGCAUCGAGUUGACCUGGGAACCUGCCUUUGAGAAGGAGGGAAUCAUCAACUUUGAGCUCCGGUACAAAGAGGGCAGUUUUGGCAGCCAGGUAAGAUAUUGUUGUCCAUUGUUUAAGGCUAUGGGAAGAUUCUUGACCAAGCCUUUAAGUACUCUUAGAACACCCUAUCUGAGGAAAGGUGGUCAGCAAACAAGGUUAAAAAAGGAACAAACAUAAGGUACAGUAAACUGAAGUGAUAUUUAUUUUCCAUCAAAAAAAUGCCUUACUCCCUCUGUUCAACAGGUGACCAAAACUUUCGGCCCCACUGCCUCAUACGUCGUUGAGGGUCUGCGAGCAAACACAGAGUACUACUUCUCUCUGGCCGCCAUUUCCAACAAAGGCAUCGGAGCCUUCACCAAUGAAAUAUCCCAGAAAACCUUGCAAGCCAGUAUGUAGCCCUUUUGCUCUCUUCUCCAUGUCCUCUGUGUAGGGUGUGGGCGGGCUGGUGGGAUUCUGUGGUGCAGGGGUUAACAAUGUGUUUGUGUCUUCUGGGGGACCUUUAAUCAUGCAGAUGUUUUGUGAGGACAUGAACUCUCUUCCUGGCUCCAGGCUAGAACCAUGGAAUUAUAGGAAGCGUCUCCGUUAUUGCCUAGAUGUCGAAGUUCUCAUCACCUUUGAACUGUGAAUGUGUUUUAUGAGGCCAUACUCAGGGUUCAAAGAUGAUUCUGUUUUGUAAUGUCUUUCUUGAUUCAAUACUAUGCAGGUCAUCUUUUGAAAAUGUGAUUUAAUGCUUUGUGACUGACCAAUGAUGAUUUCUCCCAAAGACUUCAACCUGACAACAAUAACUUUACGUUUGCCUCAUGAACAUGACAUACACUCUGUACAAUUUGCUGUUCUUCUGGAGGAUAGGGAUUAUGUUCGUAAAUGCAAAAGGUUGUGAGUACUGUAUUCACAGUCGUUUAUGGCUUUUAACAGCUUUUUACCUUUUGAUUUGAUUAUUCUCCAACCUGGGUUUAUACUGUAUGUCAUGGUGCUAACUAUGACGCAGUUUAUCCUACAUUGUCAAACAAACCGGUCAAUGUGGACAGACAACGUUUUGCAGUUUCUUUCUCUUCCUUUUACUUCUGUUUUUAUUUGGUUUUCUUUUGUCAACAGCAAGUGCACUUUAACCCAUGUGACUGAGACACAAAAAAUGUCUAACUCCCCAGUGACUGCCAUGGCUUUCUGCUGAACCGUCUGUAGACAGGGGUGAGGGAGGGUGUAGACGGGUGGGUGUAGGAAUCAGAAGACAGGCAGCAAAACUAUCCAAUCACAAGCCUUAACUGCUCCUCAGCGGCCCCACCUUGCAAAUUAAUUCCAGCCGAUCAAUUCAGGAGUGACCUGUACAUUUUUCCCCAGAUGCCAGGAACACAUCUAAAUAAUUUAAACACUGCUUGCUAAAAAUAGUCCCACACAAGUGACAUCAUGGUACCCAGUAGGUGCAGAAUAAUAAAAUAUUCAAUGCUGGUUGAGGAAUGUGGAGCUGUUAGGAUAUUACAUGUACAAUCUCCUGUAAGUCUCCAGACUUCCUUAGGGGUUACAUACUGUAUUCAAAUACUUAGAUUUUAGUUAUGUGUUGAGGUUUAAGGCUUUAUCUCCGAAGAACUCAGACAAUGUAUCUGGAUUUGCUUACAUUAUGGAUGAUCAGGGCAGCCUCUGUGCAAUUUGGACAUUUAUGCAGGGUGGUAAGUUCAUAUAGAUAAAUUGUACAGAUCAAUGAGCAUUGCUCAAAUAUGUAUAUUCCCUAGCCUAGAUCAAAUGAGUGUAUUAAUCAUACAGCAUCCAUGUAAUCAUAGCCCACACAAUUCCAUUAUACUUUCAUUAAUGUACAUGGAUGUUUAAUUGGAGAAUAGAUUGGAGCUGUUUUGUCCUCUGUCAGAUUCCUAAGGGGUUUACAAUGAAGAACUUUGACUGGGGUUGGCCAUCGGAAAGCCAUGGUAGUGGGAGGAGACCUCUUUUAAAAUGUAACACAUUUUCUGUUUCUACCAGUGCAACUUGUUAGCCGUGCCCCUUGUUGGGGGUGUAGGGCUUUGGGAUAACCACUUCACAUUUAUGUUGGUUGUGGUGGGGAUAGCUCUGCAGACAAUGCUGCUGAAUCACUUAUGGGGCACCAGUUGCAUGCAACACUCCCUCCUAUCCCCCAAGGAGGGGGGGGGGGGUUGAGAUUCUGUCACUGCAUCCUUGAUCAACGGCUACACCAGGCAUGACCCUACCUGUAUAUGCACAGUCAACUCCAUCUCUGUCUCUGUGUCUUCAAGUAUGUGUGUGAGUAUGUGUGUGGGUAUUUUCGCCUGUAUAUGUAUGUAUGUAUGUCACAGGUGGCUGGUGGCACCUUAAUUGUGGAGGACAGGCUCAUAGUAAUGGCUGGAAUAGAAUAAAUGGUUUCCAUGUGUUUGAUGCCAUUCCAUUCACUCCAUUCCAGCCAUUCCAUUAUCUCUCUCUCUCUCUCUCUCUCUCUCUCUCUCUCUCUCUCUCUCUCUCUCUCUGUCUCGGUGUCGGUCUCUGUCUCUCUGUCUGUCCUUCCAUUGCUGUCUCUGUCACAUGUUCCCCCUUGUCUGAAAUGGAACAAAAGCUCUCCUUGGAAUGGCUUGACAUCACCUUGCUUACUUUGUUUCUUUCCUCCUGUUUUGUUGAGUCAAUUUAAUAACUUUUGAGUUAGAUAUUUUAUUUUUUUAAAGCAUACGGCUCACAUUACAUCAGGAAGCAGCUUGCCACAUUUUUGCUGGGUUCUAAUGUGAAGUCAACUGCAGCCACCACAACAGCUACAACAUACACCACUUAGCGAUAACAUUUCCAAACCUUAUCCAUUUAACUAGAGUAAGUAUCUCCUGGGGUCUAUUUCAGCACUCUGCUUGUGCUGAGGGUCUCCGUUUAUCAACCCCUUGAGCUCUGUCGUUAGAGUCCAGGGACAUCAGUCACUUUUCUUAGUCCAAUGGCUGCUCGUGUACAGCCAGCCAUCCCUUCUGAAGUAGGUGUCAGAAAAAGCCAAUGGCUUCACAUCAAAGAGGUCAGAAAGGUUACGGACUCAGACAGUCAAAUCAAAACUGUGUUUCACACCACAACACAAAAACAUCAAAACAAAACAUGAUCUUGUGGAUGCCUUUGAGGUAAGUGUUUGCUUGGCACAGGUGGUCCAGUCUGCCGUAGCCCAUAGCAAUGACCCCCCCCCCCCCAUUACCCCCGUGACCUGCCACUUAGCCCACUCAACCUUCAUUAACUUAGAUGUCUACUUCCAUUAUAAUCAUCCCAAAAGAAGAGACAAGAAUAGGUUAGUAGACUCCAUACGUGAAAUUGUUAAAUAUUAAUACAACAUGUCUGUGUUUUGGCUACAUAUACAUUUCGGCAAUAGAGAGUAUAUGUCUCUUCCAGACAGCUCAGAGAGUUAAUAAAGCUCCUUGUGACAUGUUUAGCUCAGGGCAAGUAUCUUCAGUGCAGUGAAGAGUGGAGUUAGUUGAAACUCCCUGCCUCGUGGCAAAAACCUCAUCAAAACUGAGUGUACUAUUAGAGUCUGACGUGUAGCACACACACACACACACACGCACACACCCUAAAGUGCCGGCUUUUUAGAAGACAAAGGUAUUCUACUUUGGCAGUAAUAGAGUGGAGAGGUACAUAAAGUAAAGUAAAGAGUGUACUGUGUCCAUCGCAAAAGGCAAAGCCAAUCAUCACAUAGUUUCAUCCUUAAAACAAACCAAGGGAUUCUGGGAGACUGCUUUGAGACACAUGACCGCCGCCCUAGACUGCUGUCCCUCAUACAUAUCUCCAUCCUCCUCCCCCUUCUAAGAAUCCAAUUACCUUAGUGCGGCACUGCCAGACACUGUCAUUAUAAACACAAACCUCAUUGGAGCAGCAUGAGAUUGCUCGCUAUACAUAAGCCACACACACACACACUAUUGCAGGCUACAGUAUAAUGAGGGAAAGAGGAAACCUUGUUUACCAGCGGCUUGACUCGGCCCGCUGCUCACACACUCAGAUGUGUUUAAACACUAAUGACAUGUUAGGGAAAGACCAUUAGGACGGGAGAAAAAAAAUAAUUAGUACAGAGAACAGUUAAGCCUGGAUUUGAGCUUGCAAAUUACCCUUGUGUUACUCGGCAGAUUGGACCUCUUUUCCAACCAAGUGAAGUGAAAGACAAAAGGCAAUCUUCUCCUUGUUUCCUUUCUGUCUAUUCUCUCUGGUACAGUACAAAUGUCCUCAGAGUGUGGAGUAUGUCUUCAGUCAGUGUGGCGUGACCAGGGGCCAUUGUCAUGGGGACCGCUCUGCCACUAAGGACCAGUGAAAACCCACAGCCAAGGAGUUCUCUCCCGACUCCUCACCUACACCUUAGCUUCAAGAAAUCACUUAUUUGAUCUCUGAUCUGUAAUAUCUGACUCCAAGAAGAUCAAUUAAAGUGUAUCUGAGUCAAAUUAUUUUGGGCAAGGAAACAAAGAAAUGUAUGUGGCACCAGUGAGUUAAAUGUUCCUACACUGGUCCUGUGGGCAGCAAUGGCCCCCAUUCAGACGCAAGGCCCCCUGGGAUACGCUGUCCCAAUCAGACGAGGUUGAGACACCUAUGAGACAACCGUUCAGACGCGGCCAUGGAGGGUCCACACACCAAGGACCGGGAGCUCCCCUUAUCUCCCUCAACGUUACCCAGCCGAGAGGCACCGUAAUGGGGGCAGGCCAGACCCCGGGGUGGAUGUUACGUGAGGUUUGCAGUGGGGAGAGUGAAGGGCCCUAGGAUGUCAGAUAAGAAUCCCAUUUCAUAGCGUCUGAAUUAAUUUCACGCUUUGCCGAUGAGCUAUAGGGAGACCUCUGGAUUGUCAGGCUUUGUUACACAUUUAGAUUAUACCUUGAAGCUGCCAGCACCCAGAGGAGUGUUAUCGCUCAAAUUAAAGUGGCAGAUUCUAAAUCCCUGUAUUUAGCCAAACAAGCAGUUUAGCCCCCCACUUACUGUAAUUGCUGAAUGUUUUUAGAUAUAUUGGAAUAUUUGUAGGAAAGCGGCCAUUUGGCAUGGAGUCGGAUUAAUUCCGUAAUAAUGACAAAUACCGCUCUGACAUUUGACAUUGAGGGUGAAAAUAAAGCAACGCACGCAUCUUGUACUUACACUCCCUGACUGAAUGCGAAUUUGAUUCGUGACUAGCCGCAGACUAAUGACUUGUGGACCAGCUUGUGUUGCGAGCAGGGCUAUUGAAGGAGGUACAUGUACAUGUUUGCAGUAAUUUAUAAAGCCUCUACCAGCAUUAGAAAACAUCCCAAACCACAUCUCCCUCUAAGCUUCCGUUCACAUCAUAACAGACUUAGAAUCUGGUGGCGAUAUCUCCACAGACAUGACUAAUGAUACUGUAUGUCAUAUCAUAUAGCAUUCAUACAGGCUUUCAAAAUAUGCUUCAAAAGACCUACUGAAAGUGAAGCAUUACCAGAGUUCCAUCUUUUGUUGCUGUCAUAGUUCUAGUGUCCAUAAUCUCCACCACUGGGCUUUGUGAGAACCGAGGCUUACCCCAUGGCUGUGCCCCUUGCCUGUCUUAAGUGUAUCUGGUGUGAGGGGUCUGCGUGGCACCAUAGAUCAAACCCUGUCAGAUUCCACAGCUUCUCUCUUCACAUAGAUUGAGCACUGAGCAAUCGUUCUUGACACUGAGAGUUUGCAAAAUACAAUCUAUUGCGGGGAAGAAUGGAGAGAGACUGAAAGGCUGAAAUCCGGUAAAACCGUAAGUAAAUAAGCACAUUGGACUCAGAAAAGGUUCCAAACUGUAUCUGUUCCAGAACAGUCAGUUCUUAUAUCUGUUGACUGAGACCAUCCACUGAUCGUAAAGACCUCCUAUCUUCUCCGGCUGCACUGUUAGCAAGAAUGGCAGUACGGUUGGUACCGCAGCAGUAACCUUAAUGAAUGCAGCAGCACAAGUCGUCCGUCUCGGUGCUGGUGCUGUCUGUGUUCUUUUUUAUUGUUUAAGAGUUAGCGGCAGGCUACUCCCCACCGGUACACAAGUGGGAAAGCUAUGAAAUGGGAUUCUCUGAGCAAACGUUUAUGGUAAAAAAGAAACAGUGUCCUUUUCCCAAGGUCAAAUGCAGAAACACAGAACCCAGUGGGUGUAGGUUUUCCCCAACUGCUCCCAUUCCUCAGUCUUGUGGACCCUCCCUCCGGCCCAAGUUAUACAAGAGUAUAAUGCAGACCUGGCUACAGCACAGAGCCAACUCUCUCACUCUUAGCAACCCAAAAGAGCUCAAAACUACCUAUCUCAACAGGCCAAUUUGACCAACUACAAAGCACAGUUUUCUGGCUUUGAAUUUGAUAAGAUGUGCCUCUAUUUGGACACACUAUGUGGAAGGAGAGGGUUGUAGCUCACUGGCUCAGGGUGAGCGCAAUCUGUAGUCAGGUGCUGGUGGUAAGAAAGUCUUCAAAAGUUAGUAUUUGAAGGAAGCCAGGUACGUAUAAUGCAGAAUGUACUUGUGUUUUGAAGUUUUAAUGUUCUUAUUUUCCGUUUUCUGCUCAAUAGUCUGUUUUUUCAUGUUUGUUAUGAUUUGACAUUUUGGACCCUAACGUUUUUCUUUCUUUUGAGUCACCUCGGUUACAGAUCCAAUUCAUUUUCCAGUACCUUGUAUCAAUUUGUGUUUUGCUUUCUCCAGCUCUUGUUUUGGAAUGAAAACAUACUAUAUUUUGUUUUUCCUGUGGAUCCAAUUUCCAUUUUUGUCUUUGAGCAAAUCAAUGUGGAAUGCCUUUUUCUAUGAAUUCAUGUUUUUCAUUUAGCUUAUUCCAGCACUAUUACAGAUGAAUUAGAUAGUAAUAAUGAACUGGGCUUGUCACAAAUUCAGUGAAUAAUAAUAUAUUAUAUUCACAUGGACGAGUGUUGGUAGAAAAAGGGGGAUCUUGACUUGAAUAGAAAGGGUGUCAUCUAUGUCCUCUUAUCCGUCUAAUGCCUGGUGCGGGGUGAGAAGUGAAACAUUUUAUCACUCCUUGCACGCUCACUCGGUGAGCACAAGCUCUAAGAGCUCUGUGCAGAUUAGAACGUACAGGCUUUCAUUUUGAUUUAGAAGUUGUGUAGCUUUUGAUAUGUUUUAGAAGAGCGCUCCACACAAAAAACCCAGCCACUGUGUUGAAUGGCUUUUAUAUAAUGAUAAUAAAAAUACCCACUCUGCUACUUCUCCCCCUUCCUCUAACUCCCAUACUGGAAGUACAACACCUUUCAGUUUAAGGAGGAGUGUAAGGCUGCCAGAAAGAGAGAGGCUGUGGUUUUUUAUCCUUUAAUCAAUAGUGUGAGUGUGCAGGCCUGGACAGGCUAACAUCAGAUAUCUCCCGUGGUAUCACACACAGGCUGAUAACUGACAGACCCUGACAGACCCCUAGGUGUUACAGACCACUGUGCACAUGUCUGGAAAUAUAACUCUGUGAGUCCGUGACAUAGUCCCAGCUAUCAAAAGAACUGGCCCAGUAUCUCACAAGAGGCAUCCAUUUUGCUUCAUUAUUAUGCACGCUGUGUCGUCCAGUCCUCCUUACACCUUUUACGUUUACAUUUGCCUGACGAGUCAGUGUUUCUGUUUUGUUAACAUUUCUGUCAGUUCAAGUCUCCUUUUGAGUUGGGUUUUUCCUUUUAUCAUUUUCUUUAUCUCUCCCAUCUUUUUGUUUUUUGUUUUUCACCCCUUUCCCCCUUCCUCCCCUCCUCCUCCUCCGUCUCCUCCACCUCCUCCCCCCUUCCUCCCUAUCCUCCCACCUGACCAGAGCCCUCAGCCCCCCCUCAAGACAUUAAAUGCAGCAGCUCCAGCUCCACCACCCUGCUGGUAAGUUGGCGCCCCCCGCCUGUGGAGAGCCAGAAUGGCGCCCUGGCGGGGUACCUAGUGCGCUACCAGGUGGUGGGAGCCUCCAUAGAGGGUGGCGGCGGCGGCGGUGCCGGGGAACCCAUGGAGGAGCCGGCCGUGCCGCCCAGCGACGGGCAGGUGCUGCUCCAGAAGCUGGAGAAAUGGACCCAGUACCGUGUCACCUUGGCCGCCUUCACCGAAAUCGGGCCGGGCCCAGAGAGCGAGCCCCUGCUCUGCCGCACUGACGAGGAUGGUAAUUGAGCUUAUUUCACCUGCAAUACUGAUAUUCUGUACACUUGUUGUGAGAAAAUACAAUACCUGGGCUGUCGACAUAGCUACACAACGAUCUGCUUCUCAGACAAUGGGCAAUACCUCUACUACCGUAUGAUAACAGGGUUGUAGCAGUAGCAACCCAUACAAUUAUCUCACCUAUAGUAUAGCUUCAGUUAUGAUGCCCAUACAAUAGCUUUUCCAAACCCCUAAACAUAGAAUAAAUUCACACUGUCAAUAGCUUAGCUCAGUGGUUCAAAUCAAGGACCCCCAGACAUAAGUGUCUUAAUAAAAACCAGACCACCCAAGCGACAUCACAAUAUCCUUGGGAAAUCUAAAAGUCGUUGUUAAACCAUUUCCCCUCCCCUCCUACAUUGAAUUUAUGAUAUAGCCGCCCCAUCUCAUCUCCUUCUUCCUCUAUGGUGUCUAACAGCUUAGUGUUCAGCCUCUAACGAUUAUGAGCAGGCCACACCUCAGGCCCUCGCAUGUCUGGCCAUGUCACAGCACAGCCAAUUCCACUGAUGGAGGCUGACAGCAACUCAGCCAACUGAUGGCUCGCCAUCCCCCACAAUACACCGGUGCAAAUGGGCCACCAUUUUAUUAACUGUGUGUAGGAGCCAAUAUGUCUCUGGAGGCCAGUGUGGUGCACAGUAAAAGGCAGGACGCCAAGGCCUCACAUAAAGGCUUUCCGUUAUGUCUGCGAGAUAGGGGUUUAACCGGAGACCGGCGACACAGAGUAGACACGUAUUGGGAGGUCAGGUGAGGGAGACAGUUGUGUAGUACAGUUUUGUGUGCUUGAAAGCUUUGCCCCUACAGUCUGUGGUGGGGGUGGGGGGUAUGUGAGCGGACUGCAGAGUUUAAGUUUCUGGCUGUCAGGGGAAUAGCUCUUGUAGUACUAUGCUGUCGCAGUGUUUUAACAUGGGCCCUAUCUUUUUUUUUACCCACAGUUCCAGGGGCUCCUCCUCGGCGGGUCGAGGUGGAGGUGCUCAACUCCACGGCGCUCAAGGUCAUGUGGCGCUCCCUGUUGCCGGGGCGACAGCACGGCCAGAUCCGUGGUUACCAGGUGCACUAUGUGCGCGUGGAGAACGGGGAGUCGCGCGGUCUGCCCCUCAUCAAGGAUGUCAUGCUAGCUGACGCCCAGGUAUGAUCCAGCCCCUAUUGGUCCACCAAUUAACUAAUUCAUUGUAUCAAGCUGUCCUAUUGGAAUGACACACUCUUAUGGAGUGACAUGAGAGCCCAUGUAAAGAUUAGUUAAAAGCUGUUUUAUAGUGUAAUAUGAAAGAAAAAUUGUCACAGAUACAACAAACUGAAGAAGAACCUGAAAACCUUGUUUGAAGUUUUGUGAAAGUGUAAAUGCACACAUUACUUUUACAAUGUGUGCUACAAUAUGUACAAUACCUAUGCUCUCCCCUUUUAGUUUAUAAUUUCAUGUUUCUACAAUAUUCCUCUCCUCUGCCCUCAACAAAUAAUCACACCUUCCUUCUUUCACUUCCCCUCCUUUUAUUAGGACUGUAUAGACCCCCCUUUAAGAGAACCUCAGUGGUCCACUUCUUGAAAAGUGUGAUUGCACGGCUCGUAUCGAGCACAGCAACUAGGCACAAAAUGGCUGAUUAUAGUAUUCUGAGGCUGGAAAACCAAAAUUGGCAUGAAAGCAUUUCAGAGAAAAAUGGUCCUCCCUGAAAGCUAGAAUUAUAAUGGGAGCCGGCACAAUGGUCAGUUUUUACAAAGCCUCUGUCAACAAAACAGUGGAGGAAAUACACAAAGUAUUUUCGGUGUGCUGUGUCAUCAUACAGUAAAUUACAGUUUUGCACCACUAGGACAAACAAAGCGAAAGUACACAAACAAACUGAAUAUUUAUCCCCAGAAGUCUAUUAACAUAUCUAUUCCACAACGCUUUCAAGCAGCAUUCAUGAUGUGUGGUCUCUUUUUUCACAGGUCUUUCUUGUAAAAUAGAUUUUAUCUCAAUGAGCAUAACCUGUAUAACUAAAUGUUUCGUAAAAAUGACCUUAUUAUGACAGGCUGUUGACAAAUUGUUAAUGGUUCAGCCAAUGUUUGGAUGUUUUAGUAAUCUUUUAUACAUUUUAUUUUAGUCAUCCAACUUGGAGGUAAUGCACAAUUAUUACAGUAGAUACAGUAACAUCCUAAAAAAGCCACUGUAAACAGCCCCCAUAGACUUCAGUUCACACCUCUUCCCCUAGCCUCAGCUGCUCUCCAUAAAACAGACUAACUCCCCUCUAUCCCUCUCUCUGGUCUGACCUGUAUACAACAACCUUCUUCUGACAUGUCUGUGCUCUCACCCUCUUCUCAACACGCUCCCUUCUCACAUUCCCCUUCUCUUGAGUUCCUCUCACCCUCUCACACUCCUCUUUCUUCCCUCUUUCUCUCUCUUUUAAAAAUCGCUCUCUUUCCUGCACUCUCCUCUAUAUGGGGGGGGGGGAUUAGUGGGAAACGGACGAUACAGCCGAAUACGUGAGUAUAUAUGGAGUCGCCAGAGUGCUACGGUGUAGUUGGGGGGAUAAAAAGCACUGGGUAUUGCAUCACCCCAGCUAUGUUCACAUGUAUAAGAAAGACAGGAAUUACAUCAUCCUAUUCAAUAGAGCUUUGAUAUUAGGGUGCUUUAUCAGUAAUGCCCUAACACUAUAUAUUAUGAACAGGCUCUCUCAAGUGAGCAUAGCCUAUCCGGUGCGACCCAUCUCAAGUAUUGAUGUCCUAGAGAGAGUAAAGGCAGAAUUGCUAAUGCUAAUUAGCUGAGCGGAAGAUGAGACGGUGGCUGAUGCAAUAUCUGGGUGCUGCUUCUCCCUGUGCCUGGACUGCUUAAUGCUACUUCGUGCUACUGUUUGUUGUCGUGGUGUGCGUCGUGUCGUGUUGUGUUAUGAUGUGAUAGUGUGUUUUGUGAUGCGAUUUUGCUGUUUUUUCUUUUACUUUGCCGGUUCCCUGCCUAGAUUGAGUGUGAAAUCUCAUUCUUCCAUCCGUUAAUCAAUGGUCUCAUUGUUUAGACAGUUAUUUUUAAGUCAAUCUUAACAUGAAUGAUACAAUGUAUCAUCAGAGUCUUGAAAUCUAAAAUGGCUGCCUCAUCAUCAUACCUCCUCAAACUCACCCGAUUGGCCCUUGUGUUUAUCAACAAUUAAUUUCGGACAUAAUUUGAGUCUUAACGUUUGGCCCCAUUCCCCAGUUUCAUAAACACUUGCAUGAUAUAUAUGAUAUGGCCGCCGCCGUCUUUGGUGUGAAAACAGUACAUAUGUCCUCUCUUUACCGCCGCUGACCUCUCCAUCUCCCAGCUGACCAGUCUAAAAACAUCCUGCAUUCAUUUAUCUAGCCAAGCCCCUCUACUGAAAGAUUCAUCAGCAUUGAUCGAAGAUUCCGCUCUCAAGAGAACCAGAGACAAUAAUGGCUGAAGGAAAACUGCAUGCGCCAGCGUGCAUAUUCUUUUUUAUUGUGAGCGUAACUUGGCUAAUGCCUCAGAUAAUGUAUAUCCAUUUUGCCCCUCCUUUUCAUAUGCAUCUUGUAGCUUUAGGGAGUAAUAUAAUGUUUAGGGAGCGGUAGGAUUAGCAGGAUUCAACCUGCAAACAAAAUGGAGGACAGAAAGCAUUAUAUCCACCUUAGAGGUCAAAAGCAGCAGAACACGAUAAAAUAGUAAGAGAAGGUGGUUGGCUGCGGAGGUGGUGAUGGUCAUAUGUUUUGACCGGUGUUCUGAUAUAUUGUUUGUCUACUUCCUCUUUCCUACAGGAAAUGGUCAUCGGAGGGCUCCAGCCGGACACCACCUACUCCAUCACAGUAGCUGCGUACACCACUAAGGGAGAUGGAGCACGCAGCAAACCCAAACUGGUGGUUACCAAAGGAGCAGGUCAGUCUUUCAUACAGUUUAUAUUAUCAGUCUAUAUAGUACCACAAUUGUGCCGUCUGGUUUGCUUAAUAUAAGGAAUGUGAAAUGAUUUAUACUUUUACUUUACCUUUUGAUACUUAAGUAUAUUUUUGCAAUUACAUUUACUUUUGAAACAUAAGUAUAUUUAACCCUCCCGUUGUCCUAGGGUCAAAAUGACCCGCCACUGUGUUGAACCAACUUUAUUUAAUUUUUAUAUUUCGGGGAUCAUUUGUGAGAAGGAGGCAGUGAGACUUUAAAGAAAGUAUCACUGCCUCCUUCUCACAAAUGAUCCAAAAAAUAUAAAAAUUAAAUAAAGUUGGUUCAACACAGUGGCGGGUCAUUUUGACCCUAGGACAACGGGAGGGUUAAAACCAAAUAAUUUUUGACUUUUACUCAAGUUGUAUUCUACCAGGUGACUUUUACUUUAGUCAUUUUCUAUUAAGGUAUCUUUACUUUUACUCAAGUAUGACAAUUGGGUACUUUUUCCACCAUUGCUCAUGACACAUAUUACAAUGCAUUAGUACUGCAUCAUAAUUAAUUGCACCUGUAGGCUUUAAGUUACCUUCCCUAUAUUGGAAAGAAAAUUACCAGUCAAAUAUUUAUCGAUGAAACGGUUGUGGGCUUAAAUAGACACAUUUUGAAAGACAGAGACAAUCCUAUUUGAUUUUGUUGUUGUGUUGCUGCUGGAGAGGCAGUUGGGUCAUUUCGAAUUGGAUAGGGCCCUGAAGAUAAUCUGUAAAUGUUCAGCAAACUAUCCACAGACGGAAUGGUGGAUGAUUGGAGAUAGGAGUUUUGGCAGAUUUGGUUAUUCCAUUGCCCAGGGCUUGUGGAUUCAUGCUGGAUACCACACUCAGUCUUCAGAGUCUCUCUCUCUCUUUCUUUCUCUUUCUGAGGCUACACUUUUCCUUAUUUUCCUCUCUCUUAAACACCAGUGGCAAGGCCAGGUUAACCAGGGCACUUAAGCCUCUUUAGAACCCAGAAGGCUCAGCUACUGUGAACACAGUCUAAACCUGCAAGACUGGAGAGCUGUGAAAGCCCUCUUUGAGCAAAUAUGGGGCCGUCAGGGCUGAGAUAUGAGGCUCCUUUGUGUAUGCAUUCACGCCAGUCCGCUUCGGGGCCUUCAAUAUACACACACUCGAAAGCAGACACACACCCACACACCCUCUCACACAAACACACAUACGCCUCCUAUGACAGGUCCUGAUCUUGACAGGUGUGCCUAUCGCAGGUGUCAGGUAGUGUGACGGGCUGCAAAGGGUGUUGGUACUGUCACUCCUCUCCUCCCUCCCUUGUCAUUCUGCGCUGACUGAUCACUCACUCCAUCCAUCCAUGCCUCAAAGCCAUCCCGCUUUCCCUUUUUAUUACUGAAGCGCGGAAAAAGGGCUUACGCGGCCCAAAAUAAAUAAAUAAGCGUGAGGCAGAACAAAAAUAAAAGAAGAGAAGCCUCAGCCCCUUCGGAGGUAGAAGAGGCUUCCUAUUCCUCUUUCAUGUGACAGUGGAGCUAUCAGCUCGGCCAUGGGGCUCAGUCAAAUCGUGGUCCAGACAGUUUUCAUGGUUUUCAUGGUUUUCCCAGUCCCAUUUCAGGGAGACAUUGUGCUGUCAGACAAGUUAAGCCCCUGCCUUGUACUUUGAUAAAGCAAAGGCACAGAUGGGAGGGAGGGCCCUUGCAAGUGUUUACACCAGGGUUUCCCUAACUCGGUCCUUGGGACCCCAAGGGGUGCACGUUUUGGUUUUUGCCCUAGCACUACACAGCUGAUUCAAAUAAUCAAUUAAUCAUCAAGCUUUGAUAAGUUUAAUCAGCUGUGUGGUGUUAGGGCAAAAACCAAAGUGGACAGAGUUUGGGAAACGCUGGUUUACACACAUACACACACACUGGUGCAUAUUAAGUGUGUAACGCAAAUGCAUGUGAAAAGAGUGAGUGCACACACACACACACACACACACACACAAAGAGACUGUUUUUAAUGUUUCAGAAGGGCAACCAGACUCUUAAGACAGCAAAAUAAAGAAAUGCCAAGUUGUUGAAAGUAGGGCUAUGUCAAACUCUUAAUUCUUGGUUCAAUAGAUAAUGCCUAAAACUCCAUCAAUACAAACAUUGUGAAAAUCGAGGAUAGAAUAAUUUCAUCUAACUCAAAGUGGUUAGUCGAUCAAGUCAAGAUCAAUUACUUUUCAUGUAACAGCCAGCUACUUUUGUAGGUGUUGAAGUCGAGGUUUGACGCAGUCUUCAUGCAUUAGUUUAGCCUGACGACUCACUGAAUUGUUCCGCUGCUCUCUUUAGUCUGAGACUCCAUCAUUGAAGUCAUUUGUGGUGACGAGGGGCACGAGGGGCAUUGCACAAAACAAAGUCAUCAGCGAUUGGAUCGUCUCUAACCAAUCAGAGUAUCAAAGCCAAUGACGAAUGUUCAAACCACCGCUUUACCCACGUGUGUUCCGGCUCUGGCCCAACCCAUCAGAUUCUGGACCAAUCAGACUGCCCGAAUGUGUUCGCAUUCGUUGAAGGGUCGGGGAGGUACUCAGACCCAGACUCAUUGUGGAGAAGAAACUAACGUCCGUGGGCGUGGCAGAGCAAGGAGUCUUGGUAGCCAGGCAAACAUUAGUUUGCUUCCGUUGUGUUCAUUUACCAAGUAAUAACAGCUAGAUUCAUAGAACUUGGUGGUGUGUGACGUCACCUUGCCUAUUUGAAUCGCCUUCGGGCUCUAAGACCUUCAUGGUUGAUGUGAGUUGAAUUACUUUGAAAGAAAGGGCCAGACAUUUACAUACAACUGAAAUUAAUGGUUAUGUGCAAUAUGCAAAAAAAGCCAGCAAUUACAUACAACAGAGCUUAGAAUACUCCAGUCCCUGGCUAUUCAGAACAGUUAAGGGACAGUUAGAAAUUUACUGGUAAGGGGUGCUGGUCCAACUCAAGGUGUCAUAAAAAAAAUGCUCACUCUCCUUGCCUGUUUCAUUAGGCCUACACUAUGAUCAGAGCCGGCUGCAGACAAUGAUCAGCUAGGGGAAAUCUGAUUUUCAACAUUUAAAUGCCAUAUUUAUAAUUAUAUAAAAUAUAUGCAACACAUUUUCCACCAACAGGUUUUAGUGCCAAUGCACCACAAAACCAAUUUACAAAGCAUACCGAAUUCGGGCGCUUCAAUAUCAUGGUUUGCGUUUUCAACACCACAAUAAAUAGACUACAGUACCAGUCAAAAGUUUGGACACACCUAUUAAUUCAAGGGUGUUUCAUUAUUAAUAAAGAAAAACCCUUGAAUGAGUAGGUGUGUCCAAACUUUUGACUGGUACUGUAUGUCAAUCUCAACAAACAGAAAAUACAAUUCCUCCCUACCCCCUGGCAUUCCUCCUCCUCCAAACAUGGCGAGUUGAGUUGAUGCCAAAGAGCUCGAUUUUGGUCUCAUCUGACCAUAACACAUUCAUCCAGUUCUCCUCUGAAUUAUUCAGAUGUUCAUUGGCAAACUUCAGACGGGCCUGUAUAUGUGCUUUCUUGAGCAGGGGGACCUUGCGGGCGCUGCAGGAUUUCAGUCCUUCACGGCGUAGUGUGUUACCAAUUGUUUUCUUGGUGACUAUGGUCCCAGCUGCCUUGAGAUCAUUGACAAGAUCCUCCCGUGUAGUUCUGGGCUGAUUCCUCACCGUUCUCAUGAUCAUUGCAACUCCACGAGGUGAGAUCUUGCAUGGAGCCCCAGGCCGAGGGAGAUUGACAGUUAUUUUGUGUUUCUUCCAUUUGCGAAUAAUCGCACCAACUGUUUUCACCUUCUCACCAAGCUGCUUGGUGAUGGUCUUGUAGCCCAUUCCAGCCUUGUGUAGGUCUACACUCUUGUCCCUGACAUCCUUGGAGAGCUCUUUGGUCUUGGCCAUGGUGGAGAGUUUGGAAUCUGAUUGAUUGAUUGCUUCUGUGGACAGGUGUCUUUUAUACAGGUAACAAACUGAGAUUAGGAGCACUCCAUUUAAGAGUGUGCUCCUAAUCUCAGCUCGUUACCUGUAUAAAAGACACCUGGGAGCCAGAAAUCUUUCUGAUUGAGAGGGGGUCAAAUACUUAUUUCCCUCAUUCAAAUGCAAAUCAAUUUAUAACAUUUUUGACAUGCGUUUUUCUGGAUUUUUUUGUUGUUAUUCUGUCUCUCACUGUUCAAAUAAACCUACCAUUAAAAUUAUAGACUGAUAAUUUCUUUGUCAGUGGGCAAACGUACAAAAUCAGCAGGGGAUCAAAUACUUUUUUCCCUCACUGUAUAUACACACAGUACAAAUAUUUUUUUAUGUGACCGGGAUUGCACAAUAAAGUCAGAGACUUAUUUCCAUUGUGGUCCCCAUUUUUUACAUACAGGGAAAUACAUAUACAAUUACAUAGAUACACAUUACAGAGAUACAGGCAAAUAAAAGUGUAUCCUGCACACAUUAGCCAGCUUUUGACAUUAUUUUAAAAGUGGUUAUGGUUGGUAUGGCUUUGAGUUGCUGUGGUAGUUUGUUCCAGUCAACAGCACCGGUAUAUAAAAAUGUGUUCUUACCAAGAUAGACUCUUAUAUUUAAAACAGUGAAUAUUAGAGUCUCUGGCUUUAAUAUAAUGCUGGUGGACAUCUCUAACAAAUGAAAAAUAGUUGGAUAGGUACCUGGGGGCUGAGUCCAUGAUAAUUCUCUGGACCAGACCAAGUUGAGUUAAUACUACUAUUUUUUCUACAGAUAGCCAGCCUAGCUGCUUAAAAUGCUCAACGUCCAAAUGAGUAUGAGGGGGGAGUUAAGUACGAUUCUUACAAGCUUGUUUUGGCUGGUCUGUAGCUUAUUCUUUAGAUGUUUGGGGCUGCUGGUGAACCAUGAUGUGCAGGCAUAAUCAAAGUGACACUGGACUAGCACACUUGCCAGAGUCUUUAGGGUGUCUACAGUAGAGCACAAGCAAGCAGAACUUUUGCUAGGUUUAAACAAAUUAUAUAGUAAAACCUGCAAAAGAGCGAAUGUAAACCAGGGAAAAAACUCACUACCUUCCAAUGUACCCAAUAACCCUUCCUCAAAACAAAACAUCAAGUUAGACAAACCUCCCCUAUUUUGGACCCCAGUACAUUUUGAACUGUCCCUAACUAUUCAUAACAGUAAAAUAAAGAAUACUAUAAUAUAUCCAUAGUACACUUUUAAAUAAUAUACUGUAUACAGAAGGACAUUACUCCGUUCUAUUAAGUCCAUUAACAUUCCAGGCCACCAAAUGCCAUUUCUCCUCCCGCUCUAAUAGUCAGAAUCUCUCAUUAGUCCUCAUCCCUCCAUCUUCCCCCUCCUCCUCUUCAUCCUCCCAUCCCAUCUCCAUUCUCCCGUGAGGUGAGCAGAUUGCAUGUUGGCGCUAUAACGCUGAGCCGAGCGGAGUGUUUAUUUUAAACCCGGGAUGCCUGGACAGGCCCCGGAAUACACUGGGAAGAAACCGUCUGGAUGCCACUAGCCCUCACAGACCCCCUGGCUAUUCCUUCUCCUAAUUGGCUACUUAGCACAACGUGAGUGCUGAUUGCACCAAACCGAAGCUUGUAGCACUGCAUAUUUAUGGCUUUCCUUCAACUAUCUUGAUUUCUUCUGUCUUCUCUGUCUUAAAAAUAGAUGUUAAGUUAAUGUAGUGAUUCUCGUCAUACCCACUUAGUGGUGCAUUCUAGUAGCCUAAUGGGUUCUUAAAUGAACGUUUGUGAAAUUUCAACAUUGUUUGAGCAGAGCCUUUACAUUUUUGGGGUCAGUGUCAAGCAUAGUGAAAAACGAAGAGAGGAAAAUUAAAAUGGGAGGGCUUACGGAAGGAAUUACGGAAGACCUUUGCUGUCAAAACAGCUGCAUCUCUCAGUAUGGCCGAGGCAAUUUUUCAUCACCACAGCUAAAUUAGGUAUAUGUGGGGAGGCAUUUUCAAUUAUGUUUGCCCUCCAACGCUGGUCAGCUCGUGCUACCUUUGACACCUGAUAUCAAUUGGAUGUGAAAAUGCAGCGGAGCACUUUUGGAGUGCCUUAACCAGUGCCCCGCAGGCCUGUACAGUAGGGUGAGGAGGGCCCACAACCCCUGAUAUAUCUCUCUGGAAGUUGUAGCUGCAGGUUAACCACUAAGAUGGCUGAAGGUAAUUUUUCUACUCUCACUUGGAACAUGCACGCACACACACAUACACACACACACACUUACACACACACUUAUACACACACACGUAUUACUUGUCUUUAGGGGGGAUUACAGAGCAAUAGAGAGAGUGUGUUGUCUGUGUGUGUGCGCGCGCUCAUGUGUGUUUGACUACUGUGUGUGUGUGUGUGUGUGUGUGUGCGCGCGGUCGUGUGUGUGAGAGGAGAGGAAAUGAGUAGGAAACCCAAUCCACUACUCAAUCAAGACGACUGUGUGUCAACAGCGGCCAUUAAAGCCAGCCCUGAUGGGAAACGUGCCUCCAGCUCCACUGGGAGGGAUUGAGGGAGGCCAAGUGGAGAGGAAUGGAGUGAUGGAAGGAGAGGGAGAGGUGGAGAGAGGGGGGUAAUCAAGGUGUCUGCGACCCCCCAUGCCUCCCUCGUUGUCCCCUCUUUGCGGCAGAUUGCUCCCAGUCCCCUGUCACCUUCAUCAUGAGGACUCUCGUUCUCACCCCCCUCCUCCUCUUCCUCCCUCCAUCCUCCAGUUUUCCUUUAGCAUCAUUUACAGUAGUGCCUAGCCUACCCUGUAAACACACACACACCUCAGGCCCAUUAUCUCAGGUGUUCUCAUUGGGUCUUUCUAAGCAGUGAAUGUGAGGGGAGGGAGAGUCAAGUUUAAACAAGACAGGCUGGUUGCAGGGCUGAAGUUAUAGUUUGUUAGCGGGGAGUAAUAGACGCAUUCGUCUCGCCACUGUUUGGAGGCUGCUGCGUUUCCAUUACUGCUCCAACUCAAUUUGCCCCUGCCCAGAACAGGCCCAUUAACAAGAAGGAACAAAGUGUAUGGGUAUAUGAGGAAGUGGGGUAGAUGUGAGUGUCAAUUGGUGCGGGAGCCUGUGUGCUAUACAGUGGCUAAGAGUGUGUGUACAAGAGUGCACACAUACAGUAAAUGAGUUGGCAGAAAUCCACACACACAAACAGAAAUUGUUCCAGCCAGUGAGAAUGAGGGAGGGAGCGAUGGCUCCAGACACAUUUUUGGCUUCUCCAGAUUGGGCCGUGGGCAAGAGGCCAAAUUGCCCUGUGUGCAGCAGGGAUGAGGUAAGGGCAGGAACUGUCUGCUGAGUUGGGCUAAAUCACGAGGCACGGCGCAUACACAACACACUCACACACAUAAGCAUGUACGCAUGUAAAGUACGUGCGUUGCAGAGUAGCCUAACACACAUGUACACAAAUUGAACUCUUGCGCAAUACGUGUGUGUGUUGGAGCUUGUGUGUGUUUGUUUAUGAUUGAGCCUGUGUAGUGUGGUAGUAUUUCGGGGAUAGAAUUUUGGUAAAGUUUUUUGGAGUCAGGUGUAUAAAGUGAAAGAACACAUCUUUUGCCUCAUAUAUUUUCAUAGACAACAUUAGAUGACUAGUCUGGUGUGGGAUCGCUGUGCUAAGACGGGACUGGAGUGCAAUUUCACAGCACUCAUCUCACACUAAGCACGGCUCACUUCUGAGACAAAGCCUCCGUGUCGACACUGGCUCUAUCACACUGAUGGGACCUCUAACUAACGGAGAGAAACACAGAGAGGAGAGCCAUCCACAACCCCGAAUCUGGGUCACUGAAGUAGAAUGUCUAGACUACUGCAUCAUCCAGUCUGUAGCUCAUCCAGUCUAAAGCCUCAUAUCUAGAGUUGAUUAUCAAGUAUCUUUUUCACUGAAACUUGCAGAAUACUUUUUUGUAAGAGAGUCACAUCACAGUUAGCCUGGGUGCCAGUCUGUUUCUGCUUUCUGGCCAACUCCUUAUGGAAUUGUCAUGCCAAGGCUUGACAAUGACAAUGGAGUUGGCAAAGCACAAACAGGUCUGGGACAAGGCUACAUCACAGUCACUUUGUGUGCCAAUUCCAAUUUGUACAUACGUCAAUGCUGAAUAUAAAUUUGUGAGUAGGAGAAAUGGCUCAUUGUUUAUGCUGAGAGGACCUUUGAAGCUGGAAUUGAAUUUCACGUGAUUAUCGGAAUUGACUGAGAUAGAGGACUGUAGGUCUACUGGCCCAACAUUACGUCAUUGAAAGUGUAAAGUAGUCCCAGACAAAAUUGGUUUUAGUGGUCUGUUUAUACUGACUUCGUUCUUGCAUAACCUUUCGUCCAAGUCUACUGAAAGAAAAUGUUUUUUGCCCCACUAAAAGCACAUUCCACUCGAUAAUGAAGAAAACUAGUUUAUCACAUACAAAACAUACACCUUUGUCCUCCCGAGCAGCCUUAAUGUUGUCCACAAUGUUAUAGCACAGUCUAUUAUUAGUUAUUGACGUACCUAGAUGUACAAACCACACACCAUUCUCACUCUUCAAAACACACCUUGUUUGACCUCCUAGAGUAAAAUAUAAAUGGAUAAAAGUUUUGUUUGUUUUCCUCAACAGUGCCUGGGCCGCCCUAUCUGUCAGUGGCUCACGAUUCGGAGACGUCGGCCGUGGUGCGCUGGGACGCACCUGAUGUUAUGAUACCUGGAAUGGAGCUGCAGGGUUACCGGCUUCAGUUUGGCCGUAAGGACGUGUCCCCCCUGGCUACUCUGGAGUUCACCCCCCAGGAGAGGCAGUACACAGUGGCCAGCGUCCACCGCGGUGCCACCUACCUUUUCAAAGUCCAAGCUAAGAGCCGAGGGGGCUUCGGGGAGGAGGCUACGGCCGAACUGCAGGUGCCCGAACACAUACCCCAAGGGUACCCUCAAAUCAGCGAGAGCUCCAACGUGACCUGCUGCUCUGUAGAAUUGGCAUGGUCGCCCCCGGUGCUGGCAGAGCGCAACGGGGACAUCACGGAGUACACGCUGGCGUACCAGGAGACGGGCGUGGGGGGCGCACCCCGGGAACUCAGCCUGCCCGCCAUCCAGUCCAGCUACGUGCUCAACAGCCUCAAACCCAACUCGGCGUACGACGUCAAAAUACGCGCGCACACGAGUGUAGGUCCAGGGCCCUACAGCCCGCCGAUCCAGUAUCGGACUGUGGCGUUUCAGACAGGUAUGGCUUGCCUGUUUCUCUCCCAACCCGGGGGGAAAAACAAAAAAAACAAAAGCAACAAGCAACAACACAAAAAUGAAAACAACUUCCCCCCCUCCAACCACCUUCACUUCUUCUCCACGACAAAAAAAUCCUAGAACCUUAAAAAGUUUGCGGGGGACACUCACUUCACUAACCCAAAGGUAAAACCAGUCAGUAAGUUACAGUCAGUUUGAAAAAGAGGAGGAGCCGCGGCGUUCCAAGGUAAGUGCCGGUUGGUCAGACACCUUGCGGUCUCCUUUCAGCCCUUUGCAGACAUGCACACUCACACAGUUAAUGCAGCCUCACACACACACCCCCAGUUUGCAAAGAGACUAAACAAAGGUAGGAACUCAGUGUUUCAGUCAAGAGUUCGUUUCCGUCCAUUUCGGUUAGCAAGCGCAAGACUUCGGUUCCUUAUUUCCUUUGGUUUUCAGUUUGUUUUGAGUCCCCCUCUCCUACUCUGCUCCCCCCCCCCCUCCCCCCUCCCACUAUGGGAAGGUUUGUGGCAUGGGAUCCCCCCGAUGCACUGCUAACGACUGUCGGCAUGCUGUGUUUGGGUCUGUCUUUGUGCCCGACAGGCAGCACAUCGUGAGCAGUGCCAACCCAGGCUCAGAGCGCCAGAACCACAAGGGUCAACGACUCCUGGUUUCCACUGGGAUGGGAGUGGGCAAAGGGGGAUAGUGACUAGUAGAAAGAUGUGGCGGUCGGAGAGGGGUUGGCACUGCCCGGGUGGCCAGCCAGCGGGCACAUCUGUGCUUGUCCAUGAGUCUCCCGUGCUGUGUGUCUAACUAAUAGCAUUGCCCCCUUCACAGCCUAUCACAGCACAGCUCACCGCCCGCUCACUACUCCAACCCAGAGGACCCCAGCUGGGAAAAUGACAACAAAAAUGACCUACUCUUCCUUUUUUUCUCUUUGACACUCUCUCACUCUCUCCUUUCCUCCUUCCCCAACUCUCCAAACUAAACACAACCUCUCUGUUUUUGUUUUGUUCGUUUUUCUUUAUUUUUCUGUUCUCCCUCACGACAGAUGUCCCGAAGAACUUCACAGUGAAGUGGGUCACCAAGACAACGGUGUUGCUAACGUGGAAGUUUGCCGAGAGGCGGUUCCCAUUCCGGUGCACGGUGAGAGAACGAUAAACAGACAGACAAAUCGACACACGCACACAUGCACAUCUACAGGACUCUAUUAAUUAAUUUGUGACUAAUUAUGCCACUGACUGCAAUUUUGAUUUAAGUCAAAGUUCAAACUAUGCAAUCUUGCAGAGACCAAAUUAUAUUAUAUCUAUAGACAGCCAGGCAUACACAUGCCAUCUUGGAACUAUUCCCAAAGAAUAUCUCCUACAGACUAAUUUUACAUUGUGCAUGCUUUUACCCAGCGGUUUUACCCGGAGCUGAGACAGACCUUUCCUAAUGUGUAUUUUUUGUUCGUCUCCGUUUGUUUGUCAAUCUGUCCAUCUGCCCCCUGUCCAGAUUGAGUACAACCGUCAGAAGAUGGACGUGGAUGCCCGGCUGACCAAGGCGCUAGUCACCAGCCUGCGGCCCAACACCACCUAUGAGUUCCGGGUCACGUGUCAGGAGAACACAGAGGGUGGACCUCGCCACCGCGUGGUCGCUAGGACCGCACCGCCCAUCCUGGUCAAAAAGCCCAAGCUGGACCUCUACUCGGAGCCGGACAACAUUCUGACCAUGGGCUUCGCCCCUGUGGAAAGCAAGGACAUCAAGUGAGAGAAAUGGACAUAUAGGUUUCUGUCUGUGGGUUAUGGGUUUGUCUGAUGGGGUUAAUUCUUUCAUCGCUCUUUCUUUCGUUGGUUUAUCCUCCUUUCUUUCUAUCUUUCUUUCUUUUUUUCUUUCUUUUGUUGGUUCGUCCCUCUUUCUUUCUGUCCUCUCUUUUUCUCUCUCUCUCAAACUCCCACACUCUUCCACAUAGCACACAUUACACCUUAUUUUCUUGCCAUCUCUGUUGCCAACCUUCUGUCUUGCUCUCUCAUUUCUGCUCUCACUCCGGUGUUCCAUAGCGAGCGACUCUUACAUGACGUAGACUCUGACUUACUAAGGGGUAGGGAGUGAGGGGGGAGGGCUGGAUUUGGGAGGUGAGGGAGGGGGAUGGCGGGAUGUCGUAUGGAGGGCGUGUUGUAGUGAGUGAUGGCGGGCGGUGAGGGAGCGUGGGUCGAGAUGCGUUGAGCGAGAGAUUCUCUCUAGCUCUCGAGAUCUAUCUCUCUCUCUAUCUCUCUCUCUAUCUCUCUCUCUCUCUCUCUCUCUCUCUCUCUCUCUCUCUCUCACACACACACACACACACACACUUUCAGACUAAACCCAACCUAGCCCAUUAGUCCCUGUAGUGUAAGUUAGUGUUUUGUCUCUCUGAGGAUGUUGUAUGUUGAUGGUAGUGAUGUCUGUGUGCCUCGCAGGAAUUUCUAUGUGGUGGUGGUACCGCUAAAGAAGGGCUCAGGGACAGUCCGACAUCUCAAGAACCCAGACGAGAUGGACUUGGAAGAGGUAAGAACCGAGGACUAACGCACAUUCCAGCAUUGCUCAAACUCAACAAUGGAAUUGUGUUUCAACCACAGUGGUCUUCCCAGGUGACUCAACUUCUUUUCAUAACUAAAAACUUUAACCAUAUGUACCAUACCUGAAUAAAAAUGCUGUGAAUCUGCACACAAGGUUAUUGUCACAAAAAAGGGGAUUGUGACAUAUACAAAGGUCACAACAUUUCUAUAAAACGUCACAUUGCGCCCUCGCAUGUGUUUCUGUCUAAGUGUGCCAUAUGCCAUGGAGAUGUUAAUAGCAACGUCGGAUGGGUACUGUAGUUUUCCCCAGGUGUGGUCCCUCUCUCCCGCCAUCCAUCCAUCCUGCCUGGAGAGAAGUGAAUUACAUCCCUGCUCCCACCCUUCCUCGGUUGCUAGGGGUGACCUUGAGCUGUGAUCAGCGCAUGGCCGCGGGAAGAUGUUUUGGGUUGGGGGUUGGGAUCUUCCCGCGGCUUUGGAUCAGCGGCAAGCUAUUGAAUUUGGGAUUACCCAUAUUCCACCUCUUCAGCAGACUCCUUCAUUUUCUGUUGUAAAUGAAUGGAGUGGCCUGGUCCGUCAGGGCACCAUGCCAACAAGCACCCUAUUGACUUUGGGGCCAGAGUGUACGGAGGGAAUCGACCUGCAAAACCCCAUUUAGGAAGUUUGCAGCGGACAUUUAGAUUUUUACACCAACUAUUGAACAGGUGGUUAUACGUUCUCCUCUUCACACACUGACUGAUCAGAUAGAUGGAUGGAUUGACCAAUAGGAAUGAUAAACUGAUGAGUAGACAGGUAGGUGGAUGGAUAGAUACAGACAGACAGACAGACAGACAGAUGGACAGAGAGAUAGACAGACGGACAAAUAUAGGUACUUUUGAUGGAUACAGUGGGUCUGCCAACUCUUUCCCUUUUUAACGUUUUAAGGGAGCAUGCGUUAACAUUCUCAGUCAACUUUUUCAAAUAGAGAUGAACUAAUUAAUAUCUAGAGAGAUGGAUAGACAGAUACAUUUGACAGACAGACAUUCAGACGGACAAACCAACAAACCAAGAUAAAACUCCACAAAGAACUCACACCUCCUCAACCCCCUCCAUCCCUCAUUCACCUCACCACUCUCUCCCUGUCUCCUUCAGCUGCUGAGGGACAUCACCCCGAAACAUCGCACCAGGCGCCAGCUGAGCCAGGCGGAUGGCAAGAAGCCCUACAUCACGGCCUGCUUCAAGCAGCUCCCCACCACCUUCACCCUGGGCACAGAGCACCGCCACAGCAGCUGUGAGAACAAACCUCUGGAGCCCGGGCAGGAGUACGUCUUCUUCCUGCUGGCCGAGCUCAACACCACCGCCGGGGUGAGGACUGGAGAUGGAGAUGAGAGGCGCAUGCAGAUACACGUGCACAUGCACACUCAGACACAUGCACGCUUGCAUACUCAUACAUACACACACAUACACAUUGACAAGAUAUCCAUAUACAGUAUAGAGAUAACUGGUCAUAUCAGAUGUGUGAGUGAGUUAAUGAAAGGUGUGUUUAUAUGUUAUGCAUAGGUACACUACUUCUCAGUUUAAUUCCAUUGAGCCCUCGUCUAUAUUUUAUAUCUGUCUAUUUGUUUGCAGUUAAUUGUAUUGAGCCCUAUGUCUAUCUCUCUCUCUCUGUAGAAAAUGUUUGCGGCCAGCCCAUACACGGACUCAGUGGUGACCCCAGAGAUGGAGGUGGAUCCUCUGCCCAUGGAGACGGGUGGGGAUGGCCUCAUCUGGGUGGUGGGGCCCGUGCUGGCUGUGGUCUUCAUCAUCUGCAUCGUCAUCGCCAUCCUCCUCUACAAGAAGUGAGUUACGUAGGGGAUUCUGGGGGAUGUAGGCUACAGGGGAUUCUGAGGGAUGGCGUUUGUUCUGUAUGUUGGGGGGACGGUUUUAUGGGGGGGUGACUUUCUUUCAAAAUCUAACAAAUGUAUGAGAAUUGCAGUAUGAGAAUUGUUAAUGAAAGGAAGGUUGGGAAGGAAGGGAGAAAAAUAGGAGGGACUGGGGGAAAAUAAUACGUAGAAGAGUUAGAGAAAGAGCUAAUGCUCUGUGUUAAUUGAAACCAGAAAAAUAUAAAUGAUGAAAUCUUUACUUGAAGGGGAGAUAUCUAAAGCCUAGUUUUAAUUUCAAAGUAACUGAAAUCUAAAGUAUUUACUUGUGUUUUGGGGCUGGAGCAAGCAAGCAGUUAAAGUACUGGAUCUGAUUCUGUUUUAACAGUUGUAGGCAACAUACUGUCUAAGAGACCACAAGGCCCAGUAGUAUACUGUAACUGUGUUCAGUCAUGUAUGUAGAAUAAGCAGGCCAAAGUUGGAGUAGGAGAAACAGGGCCUAACUUUCAGAUGCUCCCUGACAGUUAGUCUGACCUUGGCUUAUACCUCUGCAUGCUGGUGGUUAGGGAGAGUAACGUCUCUCCUUGGAUCUCUCUCUCUCUCCUCUCUCUCCUGCUUUCCCUCUCUCUCCUUGGUGGCUAGUGUUUCUACCUGCCCUUGGUCCUGACAUCCCCCCCCCCCUCCCUCACCAAGACACACACACAGUCAUAAACACACACACACACACACACACACAUACUCACACACACUCACAGUAACACACACACACGAAGCAGACCGGCUCCUCCAAAUGCUGAUGAGCUUUAUCUAGCUAGCACUGCGAGGCGGCAGCCCCUGUGAAUUUUAAAAUGCUCUCUAUUGAUUUUUCUCUUCUCCCCCCUCUCUCUCCUUGUGUUGUGUUUUUCCCCUCUUUAUAUAUUUAUUUGAAACUCCAUUGCUUUCUCUGGAAGCAGCAAACCUGACAGGUAAGGCUUAGCCGUACUUAAUUGCUGUGUGUUUUUUCGGCAAGAAAAUAACCUGUCUCAGCGUAAAAUAUGUUUUUAAUUAGUCGGGGGCGAAAAACUGUGAGGGAAAGAGAAGCUGGCUCACUAGAUAUGCCUCUCGAACUUGUUUCAUGGAGGGUUAUUUCGACAUUCAGCGCUAAAGCUGUUGUAGCAGCACAGAGAGCUUCUUGUUUGUGUGGAGGGUGGACAUUUUAUUUUGUUGGGUCUUGACGGUGUGCGUCUUUGUUUUCCUUCCCCCUCCAAAGCCGCAAACGAAAGGAGUCAGAGCCCAGAACAAAAUGUCUGCUGAACAACGCAGAGAUCACACCCCACCAUCCCACAGACCCCGUGGAAAUGAGACGCAUCAACUUCCAGACCCCAGGUAUGGUG